Molecule: messenger RNA, 786 nt
Organism: Setaria italica (foxtail millet)
Lineage: Eukaryota; Viridiplantae; Streptophyta; Magnoliopsida; Poales; Poaceae
Product: protein RADIALIS-like 3
Exons: 2
Coding region: 227-490 (87 amino acids)
Molecular function (GO): DNA-binding transcription factor activity
Source: RefSeq, a predicted model, not a curated record
ACACUCUCCCCCUUGGCUCUGAAACCAACCAACCUUAUUCUCAGCCACCUCUAAUCAACAAUCGUGAUUCCAUACAACUUACAGCUCACACACACAGCAGGCGACCCCAGAGCCUAUAAAUAGCAGACCUUGUGACUAGAGAGACCAAACCAUAAGAGCUUCUGAAGAGCAAGACUUAAGUCUAGAUACCAACAGAGGUUAGUAUCUUACCAAGGAUACUUCAAAUAUGUCUGGAUCACGGAGCUCCUCUCCCAAUUCCAACUCAGAGUGGAGCCGGAAGGAAAACAAGAUGUUUGAAGAGGCGCUCGCCUACUAUGGUGAGGGCACACCCAACCUGUGGGACAAGGUGUCCAGCGCCAUGGGAGGCAUCAAGUCUGCUGAGGAGGUGCGCUUACACUAUGAAGAUCUUGUCGACGACGUCAAGAUGAUUGAGUCAGGGCGUGUGCCGUACCCCAAGUACAAGACACAGGGAUUCUGGACCCGAGGUUGAAGAGUUGGAAGCUCAAGUAGGCAGAAACAAAAGUUCUAAGAAUCUAUGAUGGUCUUAGGUUCUAGAAGGAAGCAAAGUAAUCCAACUCUGAUUGGAUAAUAAAAUGAUGAAACAGUGUGUAUGUGUAUAUACUAGUAGGUUAUGAGCAAGGUUAAGUCUCCUUAUUGUUGUAGGAUCUAGUGUACAUUCAUAAACUGUAUGUAUUCAUUGUCCUCUAGAACUAAGUUAUGGAAGAUGUAAACUCAUGUAUUUAUGUUAAAAAAGUUGUGCCUGGUAGCAUUCUGUUGCCUCCAAAA